This is a messenger RNA of Prorocentrum cordatum, 453 nucleotides long. NCBI's taxonomy places the organism in Eukaryota, Dinophyceae, Prorocentrales, Prorocentraceae. The record is from the annotation of a GenBank genome assembly.
GGUCUACGACCGUUUCCACGUGCACGCGCAGAUGGAGCACCUGCAGACGAAGUACCACGGGACCGGCGGUGCCGACACGACCAAGUGGGAGUGGGCCACGAACAUCCACAGGGACACCAUGGCCUCCCACGUCGGCCACUACACGCGCCUGGCGUACUUCGCCCUGUGCGAGAACGAACCCGUGGCCCGCGUGCGGUUCAACUGCCUGCAGGCGAUGAUCCAGCCGUGCGGGAAGCCCCCGAAGGGCGCGGACGACAUGGAGGACUGAGCGCGCAGGCGCGGGCGCCAAGGUGCACGUCGCCCUCGGCCCGCUGCGGCGAGAGCCGAGGGACGGGAGGACAGUCGCGCAGGCAUGCAGGCCCCAGCGGGAGCACAAAACAAAGCAACAAAGCAAGCUUGUGGCGUCAGUCGUGGAACUAGUUGCAGCAGCCUAGUGCCCUGCAACAGUGCGGA